Messenger RNA from Chelonoidis abingdonii (Abingdon island giant tortoise), 2408 nucleotides. RefSeq names its product coiled-coil domain containing 69 (gene CCDC69). NCBI's taxonomy places the organism in Eukaryota, Metazoa, Chordata, Testudines, Testudinidae. Gene Ontology annotation, molecular function: microtubule binding. The record is from RefSeq and is a predicted model, not a curated record. Gene Ontology annotation, cellular component: nucleus; cytoplasm.
GCGCAGAGCGAGUCCCGCCCGCCCGGCCAUGGGCUGCACUUGCAGCACGACCGGCCGCUGCCACGCCAGGAGCAAGAAACGACUAAGAGCUCAGCAGCCAAAGGGGCAGGUUUCCCAGGAGCUGACAGCCUUGAAGACAGAGAAUCAUGUCAUCACAGCUCCCUUGCACGAGGAUGUGGAGACGAAGAAGGCCCUGCUGCUGGAGGAGCAGAAGAGGGAGAUUGCGAGCCUCCUACAAGGACAUCAGGAGGAAACGGAGAGGCUGAAGGAAGCCCACCAGGCAGAGACCCAGAGACUGACCCAAGACAUUAAAAUCGAGGUGGAAAAGGAAAGCGAUUUAGAGCUUAGCAAGCAGCUCUCAGAGCAGUUCAACACACUGAACAGAGAGCAUGAAGAGAACCUCCGAGAAGUCCAGAGGGCCCAUGACCAGGAGAUGGUGCUCUUAAGGGAAUCCUACCAAAGGUCCCAGUCUUCCUUACAGGAGACAAUUGACAGGUUAAAUUCCCAGCUGAAAUCCUUCCAGGAGAAAAUGAAACGAGUGGAGGAAUCGAUCUUGAGCAGAGACUAUAAGAAACUUAUUCAGGAUUAUGGGAGCCCCAGCCAGUUCUGGGAGCAAGAAUUGGAGAGUCUGCAUUUUGUCAUAGAGAUGAAGAACGAACGCAUCCAUGACCUGGACAAGAAGCUGCUGAACUUGGAAACAAUGAUGGAGAGGAACCUGCUUUUGGAGGAGAAAGUGAAAACUCUUCAGCAGGAGAAUGAGGAUCUGCACGUUCAAACACAGAACCACUUGACAAUGACAAGGCAACUGUCUGACAAGCUCCUGGUGGUUCGGGAGGCCCUGGACAAGGAGUCCCAGCUGCGGGAGCAGGCGCACCGGGAGAAGGAAGAGCUGCUGUACAGGGUCCUGAAUGGUGACUCCUCCCCCACCUUCCCCAUCCCCUCCAGCGAGGUGCCGCUCAUCGCCACGUAGCGCUCCAGGAAGCGGCGAUGGAGGCUGCUGGGAUGAGGAUGCAAGCGAGGGGCACCAGAGACUGUUCCACCCCUCGUUUUAGCUUUUCCUUUAUUGCAGAGGUCUGGAGCGGCGUCAUGGGGACUCUGUCCAGUACUAGGGGAGCUCCUCAGACCUCCAACCUUGGGACGGCCUCCCUCUAAGGGGACCGUGUGGUACUUCUCAGAACCUUUUCAAUGUGCUUGUACCCUCCUGUGUGUCCCCCUGUCUGACUCUGAACACGAGGGAGCUUACGAGUCACCCCAGAACCUAGACACGUGCGGCGUGAGGUCUCCUGGCUUCACAUCUCAGUCAGUAGCAGUGGUUACAAGGGGAGCCAAAGGGUUCUCGGUGCAUUUGGGGUGGGGAAGAAGUGGCCUGUUUCCCGCACUGGUUUGCCCAGGUGAAUCUGAACCGGAGCCCUGCAUCUGAACAGCCUCCGCUUUUGAGGAAGUUUGGAUCAGGCUUCGGGGCUGAAGUUCACCACUCGGGUCCAUCUCUAACCAGAACCAAAAAGAAGGAUGCUCGUCUCAGAUGGAGCUGUUUAAAACAGCACCUAGCUGAGUCUCAGCCCCCUGCAGCUUUGUGGUGUACGCAGGCAGGCAGCGGGUCAGGCGACCCCUAGGUGUCUCUCUCUGGUCUUCUUCAAGAACAACCCCGCAAAGAAAGUUUGAGAGUCUCUGAGCUGGAACUGUGAGACCCAUGCUCAGGGCUGUCACUGGCAGAAGAUGGUGCCCUCUUCUGGCCAAGAAGCAACACCGGCUUCGGGAGAAGCAGCAAGCCUGCUGUUCCCAGCUGGAGAAACCAUUCUGAGCGCCUGUAGCAGGCACCUGAAGUGGUGCCCAGGGUGGCAAACAGGGAAUGUCGUCUGGGUCGUGUGAGGAUGGGGAAAGAUAACUCAGUGAGCGAGAGGUGGACAGAGCUUCUCUCUCCCUGGUGCACUCACUGCCCAGGUUUUCUGGGAGCAGAUAGUUCCAGCGCCAUAGGGGCUGCCGCAGGUGCCUGUCGCCUUCUAGCAGCUCCUCUUCGCAGUCCUCCAAGCUUCAGUCCAAAUCCCCCUUAGACUUUGCUGUCACUGCCUCCUGCUUCCUUCUGGCUCGGCACAGCUGUCCUAUUGCCCCAGGCUUCUUCCUGAGCCAGCACUUUCUAGUUCUGCACCUCCUCUCUGCCCUUAGCCCAAGAGAGGCCAGCCCUGAGUCUACCUCUCUUCUGGGUCUCCUCCUUGGCCUGCCUCUCUGCUCUGCUCCUUCCGUUGUAAAGGCCCAGCUCCAGUUACAUCUAACACCCCUCCAGCUGCCACCCCGUGGCCUAACAGGGCUCAGGCUGGGUUAAACAAGCUGGAGGUUUAUACCCCAUCACAGGGCCAGAUCUCCUCUUGCCCUAGGGCUCCUUUACACCACUCUGGCAGGGUAAAAGAAGG